Oryza sativa Japonica Group (Japanese rice) is the source of this 1648-nucleotide messenger RNA. RefSeq lists its product as uncharacterized. The record is from RefSeq and is a predicted model, not a curated record. Gene Ontology annotation, cellular component: nucleus; cytoplasm. Gene Ontology annotation, molecular function: ferrous iron binding; oxidative RNA demethylase activity; broad specificity oxidative DNA demethylase activity. Gene Ontology annotation, biological process: oxidative RNA demethylation. Lineage: Eukaryota; Viridiplantae; Streptophyta; Magnoliopsida; Poales; Poaceae.
AAUCAGAUUAAUUAAUUAAUUACAACUUUAUUAUGGACGGAUGAUUAAUCACGGAUGUUGCAUGUAAAUUACGGAGGCGGAUGCCACUUUGCUCUGUGAUUAUCUCCUAAUCUCUCGGGUUUUCGCGUCGUUAAUUAGCAGAGUCUGAGUCGGUUUAGCGCACGGUUAUAAAACGAGUGGGCACAUCGAUUUGAAACGAGUCGCGUCGCCGCUGCGUUUCCGAAGAGAAGGCGCCGCUCAAGGGAGAAAGCGUAAAGCCGUUUCCCGCUUUAGUUCUCGCAUCCGCGCUAACCCUCGCGGCUUCGUCGAUGGUCGGCGGCGGCGGCGGCGGCGGCCACGGGGUCAGGACGCCGGCGAACUUCCCCCCGCGGCAGAAGGCUCGCCUCCCUCGCGGACCGGUUCAUGAGAAGUCGUUGGAACAGCAAAAGAAGGGGCCAAGUUCAUCCUCUCCUUCAGUUAGCAGUAACAAGUCCCCACUCCAAUUGGCUGCAGCAAUUGUUCAACCACAGAAACCGCUAGAGUCACCACAGCACAUGGUUACACCGGUUCGACUGCAAGAAUCUCCAGGCCCAAGAACCAUUCCAUGCAGUUCUGGAUCUGUAGGAUCUGGUUCAGGAGCUGCCCCAUUUGACAUAUGCAUAAAAAGAGAUGAUAAGUGCUCCAUCAAGUUAAGUCGUUCUUUACUGGAAAUCAACAGAGAAAAAAGACGAGAAAGGGAGCAACUUUCCAAGGAGGCAGCUCCAUUGCAAUAUUUGAGACCUGGGAUGGUUCUGUUGAAAAAGUUCUUAAAGCAUGAUGAUCAGGUUGACAUUAUCAGACGCUGCCAGAAACUUGGUAUUGGCUCAGGAGGAUUUUAUACUCCUGGCUACAGAGAUGGUGGUAAAUUAAGUUUGCAGAUGAUGUGCUUAGGGAAGAACUGGGAUCCAAAUUCACGUUCAUAUGGAGAUACACGUCCAUUUGAUGGUGCUCAACCACCAAGUAUACCAGAAGUAUUCAGUAAGAUAGUUAAAGAUGCCAUCCAAGCUUCCAAUGAAUUUUUGAGACAAAAAGCCAGACCUGCCAAUGAUGUUGAAGAACUUCCUCCACUGUCACCAGAUAUCUGCCUUGUUAACUUCUAUACCAGCAGUGGUAAGUUAGGUCUUCACCAGGACAAAGAUGAAACGAAACCCAGCCUUCAUAAGGGAUUGCCUGUUGUUUCAUUUUCGCUAGGUGACACUGCAGAAUUCUUGUAUGGUGACGUGAACGAUGUGGAUAAAGCUUCAAAGGUUGAUCUGGAAUCUGGUGAUGUUCUCAUAUUUGGUGGUAAAUCAAGGCUCAUAUUCCAUGGGGUUUCCAGAAUCAAACCAAAAACAGCACCAAAUUGGCUGACCGAUGAAGCAAAACUUCGACCUGGGCGUCUGAACCUCACAUUCAGGCAGCAUUAGCUUGCCCCGUAUUAGAUGUAGAGGGAACCUUGUUCUGUUCUGUUGUAGUAGCUCAGUACCCACCCUAUUAGCAUGAGUUAGCUGGUAGUACAUUCGAUCUAACUACUGGAAAACUCGAGAAGGAGUCAGAUCAAACUAUGGAACAUAUAUAUAUUUAGUGCAAUUGAUUUUCCUGUGAUUAUUAUUUUUAGAUAUAAUGGAAAUCAAUCCAGAUUUGUGUUGUA